Laetiporus sulphureus 93-53 is the source of this 427-nucleotide messenger RNA. RefSeq lists its product as uncharacterized. The coding region runs from base 139 to 387 and encodes 82 amino acids. NCBI's taxonomy places the organism in Eukaryota, Fungi, Basidiomycota, Agaricomycetes, Polyporales, Laetiporaceae. The record is from RefSeq and is a predicted model, not a curated record. The transcript has a single exon.
AAUUGUAAGAAUAGAUAUAGUACUUGUCAUCAACUAGUUGAAAACGACGCAAACGUUAUUAACCGAACAGGUAAGACCAAGAGUUUUUCACCGAUCAGUACGCGAUGCCACCACGCCGUUCGGACCGCAUUCGACUAGAUGCUCCGCCAUGAGCGGACGAAGCGCGCCAUUCGACUCACUAGUGCACAGCUUCUCCGACGGACGCGAACUACUAGUGUGCGCCCCGUGACGACGGGAACUGUAUCUGUUGCUAUCGCAUCUCAACCGACAAUAGCGCUGUCAGCGACACGGUCGGUAGGAGCCAGGGCGACAUGCGAACAACGGCCUUCGCGUGCGAGCAGACACCAGGCGGGACAACGGCCGCGGAAUAAGGAUACAACGAUCUAAUAGGCAGGUCGGGCGUGGCGCAUGGAGCGAGCCUUCCAUG